This is a messenger RNA of Terrapene triunguis (Three-toed box turtle), 683 nucleotides long. RefSeq names its product glutathione S-transferase 3-like. Gene Ontology annotation, biological process: xenobiotic metabolic process; glutathione metabolic process. Gene Ontology annotation, molecular function: glutathione transferase activity. The transcript is spliced from 7 exons. Lineage: Eukaryota; Metazoa; Chordata; Testudines; Emydidae. Bases 9 to 683 code for a protein of 224 amino acids. The record is from RefSeq and is a predicted model, not a curated record.
UUGAAGUCAUGGCUGGAAAACCCAAACUUUACUACUUUAAUGGGAGAGGCAAAACGGAAUCGAUUCGCUGGUUGUUAGCAGCUGCUGGGGUUGAGUUUGAAGAAGAAUUUUUGGAAACAAGGGAACAAUAUGAGAAGCUCUUACAAGAUGGAUAUCUGCUCUUUCAACAAGUGCCCUUGGUGGAAAUUGACAGGAUGAAGAUGGUGCAGACCAGAGCAAUUCUCAGCUACAUAGCAGCAAAAUACAACCUCUAUGGAAAGGACCUGAAGGAGAGAGCAAUGAUUGACAUGUAUGUGGAAGGAACAACUGACCUAAUGGGGUUAAUUAUAGUGUGCCCUUUCUUAUCAGCUGAGAAUAAGGAGAAGCAGCAUGCUGUAAUAAUCCAAAAGGCCACAAACAGAUACUUCCCAGUCUAUGAAAAGGUACUCAGAGACCACGGACAGGAUAUUCUUGUUGGCAAUCAGUUCAGCUGGGCGGAUGUUCAUCUGCUUGAAGCCAUUUUAAUGGUAGAAGAGAAGAAGUCCAGUGUUCUCUCGGAGUUCCCUCUAUUACAGGCUUUUAAAGCAAGAAUAAGCGACAUCCCCACAGUUAAGAAAUUUCUGGAGCCUGGCAGCCAGAAGAAACCUGUCCCUGAUGAUGAAUACACGGAGACUGUGAAGAGAGUUCUCCAAAUGAACUUUUAA